AUGAAAGAAGUAGCCUUUGUUUUAUUUCUUGCUCUUCUUGUUUUGGUUUCAGAUGCAAAAGUAACGAAACCAAAUACAAAAAACUUCCUCCGAUGCCUUCGCUCUCGGACCAGUCCGGAGAAUCCGAUCACAGAUGCUCUCUUUACUCCUGGUAAUUCCACUUUCGUCUCAUCUUACGUGUCCUACACGAGAAACAAAAGGUUCUCAAACCCUAAAGACACAAAGCUAAUAGCCAUUGUUGCUGCAAAACAUGAAUCUCAUGUUCAGGCAACCGUGGUCUGUGCAAAGUCUAACAGAAUCCAGAUCCGUAUCCGAAGCGGCGGUCACGACUACGAGGGUCUUUCGUACAUCUCAUCUGUACCAUUUGUCAUUCUCGAUAUGCAUAAUCUCCGGUCUAUCACCGUUGACGUGUCAAACAAGAAAGCUUGGGUUGAAGCUGGUGCGAUCUUGGGAGAGCUCUACACCAAAAUCGCGGAAGCGAGCAAAACGCUAGCGUUUCCAUCUGGCGUUUGUCCUACAGUAGGAGCCGGAGGACACAUCAGCGGCGGAGGUUACGGAAAUCUGAUUCGAAAGUACGGACUCACAGUGGAUCAUGUGGUUGAUGCUAAAUUGGUUGAUGUCAACAGCAAGAUCUUGAACAGAGCUUCCAUGGGAGAAGAUCUGUUUUGGGCGAUUCGUGGCGGUGGUGGUGCCAGCUUCGGCGUUAUCCUCUCGUGGAAACUCAAUCUCGUUGAGGUCCCAAAGACUUUAACAGUGUUUAACGUAAACAGAACACUAGAACAAGGAGGCACUGAUGUGUUCUACAAGUAUCAGCUUGUCGCUAGCAAAUUGCCUAAAGAGCUUUUCUUGAGGUCAAUGCCUACACUCGCAAAUGGAAGAAAAUCUGGCAAGAAAACCAUUGCGGUUAAGUUCUACGCUCAGUUCUUGGGCUCAGCGAAGAAACUAAUGGAGAUUAUAAACAAGAACUUACCAGAAUUAGGGCUGAAACGUGAAGAUUGCUACGAAAUGAGCUGGAUUAACACGACGACUUUUUGGGAUGAUUAUCCGGUUGGUACACCGACGAGCGUUCUUCUGGACAGACCAUCAGGUCCGCCAAGAGCAUCCUUUAAAAGCAAAUCGGAUUACGUCAAGAAACCGAUCCCAAAGGAAGGAAUAAAGAAGUUUUGGAAAACAAUGUUGAAAUUCAACAAUCUUGUGUAUAUUGAACUCAACCCUUACGGUGGAGUGAUGGACAAGAUUCCGGCGAAUGCCACUGCGUUUCCUCACCGGAAAGGAAACUUGUUCAAGAUUCAGUACUAUGCGUUAUGGAACAACGAAAAGGCCACAAAAGUCAAUCUCGGUUUGAUGAAAGAACUUUACGACGUGGCGAAACCGUACGUGUCAAGCAACCCAAGAGAGGCGUUUUUGAACUACAGAGACGUCGAUGUUGGAAGCAAUCCGAGCGGAGAGACGAAUGUCGCAAAAGCUGAGAUUUACGGAUCAAAGUAUUUUUUGGGGAAUUGGAAGAGGUUGAUGGAUGUUAAAGCUAAGUAUGAUCCUGAGAAUUUUUUUAGGUUUGAGCAGAGUAUUCCUCCACUUCGUGCAAUGUAA
Messenger RNA from Microthlaspi erraticum, 1590 nucleotides. NCBI's taxonomy places the organism in Eukaryota, Viridiplantae, Streptophyta, Magnoliopsida, Brassicales, Brassicaceae. The record is from the annotation of a GenBank genome assembly.